Molecule: messenger RNA, 2299 nt
Organism: Oryza sativa Japonica Group (Japanese rice)
Lineage: Eukaryota; Viridiplantae; Streptophyta; Magnoliopsida; Poales; Poaceae
Product: 2-hydroxyisoflavanone dehydratase
Molecular function (GO): hydrolase activity
Source: RefSeq, a predicted model, not a curated record
AACUGAGUUACGUUCAGUAUUUAUUAAUUUCAAAUUUCUGAACUAUUAAAACAAGAAGCAUACCGAAUUGAGACUCCAAGAAAAAUAAAAAUACUUAUUAAUAGAAAACUUAAAUUGACUGAAUGUAUGUAGUUUUAUGAUUAUUAAUUUUGAUUCAUGGAAGUAUUAAUACAAAAUAAAAAUCGUUUCAGUUGCUGGUGCUUUAUCAAAGUUUUUAUACUAACGUAAGUUAGGUGCAAAGAAAAGGAAAUAUCUCACUAGUCACUAGUGGGCCAUGGAUGCUCGCCCUUGCUCAAUGUAUCAUUUGGCUCUAGAGUUCACUUCUGGAGUUACUGUGAAUGAUGCUGGAAAAGUGCAUCGAUUUCUCUCCUAGAUAUUCCAUAAAAAAAUACUUUUAUCUAAAAAAAAUAGAAUAUAGAUAACCGUUCAGCUAAAACAUUUGCCUUAGUCCUUGCGCGUGCUUCAUUGAUUUCUGCCAUCAGGAGAUUAUGUUUCCCGUGCAAGCACGUCAUCCCGUCCAGCGGUCCCAGGUUAAUGGCAUCAUGGUAAAAACACAUGCUUCAUUGCAUGGAUUGAUAAAACACAUGCUUAAUAUUUCAUGGAUUUUCAGCCAUUGAUUUAGUGUAUCAUCCAACUAUCCAAGAGUUCAAACAACAUAUGAGCUCAGACUUUCAGAGGCCUAUAUGUUGCCACACCAAAAGCUCUCUCUCCCCAGAGGCUUAUCUGUUGCCACAUGGCCACACCAAGUCCAAACCCUCACCUCUCCAUGUCCAUCAAUGGAGGAGCCACCGUUUCGGCUGGUUGGGCGGCCACCCAACCUCGCCGGCGACGAACAGUGGAUCACAGUAGCAGAAGCUGCUUACUUCGACCAUCAUAUGGAUCUACCAGAGGCUUCGGUACGAGGAGAAUUGCAGUUCGUUCUGCCUCCCAGAAGAACUCGUCUCCUCCAUUGAUGACCACUGAGCAAGAAGCCGAAGACGAGGUGGUGCUAGAGUCGCCGGCGCACUUCCGCAUCUACAAGAGCGGCAAGAUCGACCGCCUCAACCGGCCACCCGUCCUGCCCGCUGGUCUCGACGAGGCCACCGGCGUCACCUCCAAGGACGUCGUCCUCGACGCCGACACCGGCGUCUCCGUCCGCCUCUUCCUCCCCAAGCUUCAGGAGCCCUCCAAGAAGCUCCCCGUCGUCGUCUUCUUCCACGGCGGCGCGUUCUUCAUCGAGUCGGCCGGCUCCGAGACGUACCACAACUACGUCAACUCCCUCGCCGCGGCGGCCGGUGUCCUCGUCGUGUCCGUCGACUACCGGCUCGCCCCGGAGCACCCGCUCCCCGCGGGCUACGACGACUCGUGGGCGGCGCUCCAGUGGGCGGCCUCGGCGCAAGACGGAUGGAUCGCCGAGCACGGCGACACGGCUCGCCUCUUCGUCGCCGGCGACAGCGCCGGCGCCAACAUCGCGCACGAGAUGCUCGUGAGGGCGGCCGCCAGCGGCGGGCGCCCGAGGAUGGAGGGCGCGAUCCUGCUGCACCCGUGGUUCGGCGGGAGCAAGGAGAUCGAGGGGGAGCCGGAGGGCGGCGCCGCGAUCACCGCGGCGAUGUGGAACUACGCGUGCCCGGGCGCCGCCGCCGGCGCGGACGACCCGCGGCUGAACCCGCUGGCGGCCGGCGGGCCGGUGCUGGAGGAGCUCGCGUGCGAGAGGAUGCUCGUGUGCGCGGGGGGGAAGGACGUGCUCGCGGCGAGGAACCGCGCGUACUACGACGCCGUGGCGGCGAGCGCGUGGCGCGGGAGCGCGGCGUGGCUCGAGUCGGAGGGGGAGGGGCACGUGUUCUUCCUGGGGAAUUCGGAGUGCGAGAAUGCCAAGCAGCUCAUGGAUCGCAUCGUGGCGUUCAUAGCCGGUGGAUGAGCUGCUUGGAUCGUAUAUAAGUCAACAUUGAAGUUGAAUCGAGUUAUUUGUUUCACUCAUCAUUCACUGGGUUGAAAUCGAAUCGAAGUAAAUAGUGUACAAACACUACUAAGCUUUCGAAGGUGAAACUGAAAUUGAUUGCGUGCCACAAAAUUGUGAUGUAUUUGUAAUAGUACAUCCCUAGAAGGGUCAUCGAUAGAUUUUUUUUUCUUGCAUAAUCAAAAGUGGCAACUAUUACCUUACAAUGAACCAUCGCAUGGACUAGGGAACAUAAGGGUAUGUUAAAUGAUAGAGACGAGUAUGGUCUCUUAGACAAUACAAGAUUAUUUAGAGAUGUGUCUUUAUAAUAGUUGAGACGACAAAGGUUCUAAUCAUUAACUCAAGAAAUAUUCAUUUUGUUAA